GCAACUGAGAGAGGUUAAGACAAAAUAGGUUUCUUGAUGGCACAUAAGAAACUGUGAACCUCGUUAAAUUGUAAAAAAUAGCAAUCGACGAUUAGAAAAAAAUCGAUUACACAUAACGUUAAUGGCAGAGGAACAUGUUUAUGGGUAUAAUCCAACGUCUGGAGCUGACGGAGAAUCCAGAGAUGAAGCUACUCGCAAGCUGAGAUUGAAAGUGAUCGCUGGACACCAACUAGCAAAAAAAGAUAUUUUUGGUGCAAGCGAUCCCUAUGUGCGUGUUGACUUAAAUACUAUAAAUGGUGACCAGACAAUAGAUUCUGCACUUACAAAAACAAAAAAAAAGACAUUAAAUCCCGUCUGGGAAGAAGAAUUUAUAUUUAGAGUUAAGCCUGUUGAUCAUAAAUUGGUGCUACAAGUUUUUGAUGAGAAUAGAUUGACAAGAGAUGAUUUUCUUGGAAUGGUAGAAUUAACAUUACUUAAUAUACCUAAAGAACAAGAAGGUCGUACAAUUCCUGGUAGGCGUUAUUUACUUCGACCACGUAGUAAUCAUUCCAGUCAGCGUUCAAGAGUGAAGGGUACUUUGGAGGUAUAUCAUGCAUAUAUGUCUGACUCAUCCACUGUGGACAAUGAAAAUGGAGAUACUGCAUCUGAAACAGGAAGCUGGGAAAUGGUGCAACCAACAAAUAAUAGUCCUGUGGAACAGGUUGCAGAAAUUAUGGUUAUUACACCUUUACCACCAGGUUGGGAAGAAAGACAGGAUGCAAAUGGGCGAACAUAUUAUGUUAAUCAUAUAGCAAGAUUCACACAAUGGGAACGUCCAAUAGAAUCUACUACUUCACCUAGUGGAAAUACGACAAUUGCACGAAAUUUCAAUACUGCAGCAACUGAAUUUCAACGUCGUUUUCACAUUAGUGCAGAUGACGAAAAUAGACAGAGAAGUUCAAUUAACCAGGAUGGUGAAGUUCUCCGCGUGGAAGGUGAAGAUUCGGAUGCGAGAGAUUAUGAAAUUGAGAAUCGUAGGGGAGGGGAUAGAGGGGAUACGUCUUCAGAGUCUGGACAUUCUGUUGAUCAACGUGGCUACCUUAGUGAAUAUGAAGACCAGAGUGAUGAUAAUGUGGAUAGUCCAAGUGGAUCUAGGCGAUCAUCUGGACAAAUUGACAGUCCAAAACCUGUGGUUCCUGUACCAAGUACUGAUGGAUUACCGCCUGGAUGGGGUAUGCUAAUAGCUCCAAAUGGUAGAUUAUUUUUUAUUGAUCACAUGUCGAGGACAACAACAUGGAUCGACCCUCGAACAGGGCGUCCGAGUUCAAUACCUAAUAACAUUGGCCCUUCUACAACACCAAGAAGCGAUUUAGAUCAGCUUGGUCCUCUUCCUGAAGGUUGGGAAGAAAGAGUCCAUACAGAUGGACGGAUAUUUUUCAUUGAUCAUAAUACAAGAACUACGCAAUGGGAAGAUCCUCGUAUGUCUAAUCCUCAAAUUGCUGGACCGGCUGUACCAUAUUCACGAGAUUAUAAACGUAAAUAUGAAUAUCUUAAAUCUCAGUUAAGAAAGCCUAACAAUGUUCCUAAUAAAUUCGAAAUAAAAGUUGGCCGAAAUAAUAUUCUAGAAGACUCGUAUCGUAUAAUUAGUUCUGUGAACAGAGUAGAGAUAUUGAAAACAAAAUUGUGGGUUGAAUUUGAAGGAGAAGUUGGUUUAGAUUAUGGAGGUCUUGCCCGAGAAUGGUUUUUCUUACUGUCUAAAGAAAUGUUUAAUCCUUACUAUGGAUUAUUUGAGUACUCUGCUACGGAUAAUUACACAUUGCAAAUUAAUCCUUUUUCGGGAGUAUGUAAUGAAGAACAUUUAAAUUACUUUAAAUUUAUUGGGCGCAUAGCAGGUAUGGCAGUUUAUCAUGGGAAAUUGUUAGAUGCAUUUUUCAUUCGUCCAUUUUACAAAAUGAUGUUAGGAAAAUCUAUUGAUUUAAAAGAUAUGGAAAGCGUUGAUUCUGAAUAUUAUAAUUCGUUAUUAUGGAUUAAGGAAAAUGAUCCUAGUGAAUUGGAACUUACAUUUUGUGUUGACGAAGAAAGCUUUGGCCAUACAUCUCAAAGAGAACUUAAACCAGAUGGUGCUAAUGUACCAGUAACGGACGAAAAUAAAGAUGAAUACAUAGCUUUAGUGAUACAGUGGCGUUUUGUAUCAAGGGUUCAAGAACAAAUGAAUGCAUUUUUGGAAGGAUUUAACGCUCUUAUACCACCAACGUUAGUAAAAAUAUUUGAUGAACAUGAAUUAGAAUUGCUAAUGUGUGGUAUCCAACAUAUUGACGUGAGAGAUUGGAAACAAAAUACAUUGUAUAAAGGAGAUUAUCACGCUAAUCACAUCGUUGUUCAAUGGUUUUGGAGAGUUGUACUUUCAUUUAGCAAUGAAAUGAGAUCCAGACUUUUACAGUUUGUUACCGGAACAUCAAGAGUACCGAUGAACGGUUUCAAAGAACUUUAUGGUAGUAAUGGUCCACAAUUAUUUACAAUUGAGAAAUGGGGUACACCUGACAAUUAUCCAAGAGCUCACACCUGUUUUAAUCGUAUAGAUCUCCCUCCAUAUCAGAGUUAUCAACAAUUGAGAGAGAAAUUGGUAAAAGCAAUUGAAGGUUCUCAAGGUUUUGCUGGAGUGGAUUAGCACGAAAUACCCUUUUUCAUGAUGAUAUCUGUAAUAUAAUGUACAUAUAUACAUAACACAUAGAUACACAACCACGUAUACUGUCUAAUAUGAUUAACUAUUUAACAGGAUAAACAUUUUUCUGCACUCUGAAGACUUAGGUGUCUUUUGACUGCUAGUUUCAACAUUGAGACAAAUCAAUGAAAAAUACGUUUAGAUAUACUUAACCACUAUCAAUAAUUGAAAAAAAAAUUUACGCAUGAUGCACUUUAAA
Eufriesea mexicana is the source of this 2900-nucleotide messenger RNA. It is a transcript of the gene Nedd4, whose product is annotated as E3 ubiquitin-protein ligase Nedd4. Gene Ontology annotation, biological process: ubiquitin-dependent protein catabolic process; regulation of dendrite morphogenesis; protein ubiquitination. Gene Ontology annotation, molecular function: protein binding; sodium channel inhibitor activity; ubiquitin protein ligase activity. The coding region runs from base 122 to 2647 and encodes 841 amino acids. The transcript has 15 exons. Lineage: Eukaryota; Metazoa; Arthropoda; Insecta; Hymenoptera; Apidae. The record is from RefSeq and is a predicted model, not a curated record. Gene Ontology annotation, cellular component: cytoplasm.